Molecule: messenger RNA, 2351 nt
Organism: Mobula hypostoma (lesser devil ray)
Lineage: Eukaryota; Metazoa; Chordata; Chondrichthyes; Myliobatiformes; Myliobatidae
Gene: kctd10
Product: potassium channel tetramerization domain containing 10
Exons: 9
Coding region: 749-1678 (309 amino acids)
Biological process (GO): protein homooligomerization; proteasome-mediated ubiquitin-dependent protein catabolic process; protein ubiquitination
Cellular component (GO): Cul3-RING ubiquitin ligase complex
Molecular function (GO): ubiquitin-protein transferase activity; protein binding
Source: RefSeq, a predicted model, not a curated record
AUGCAAGUAGCCAGCAGCUGUCUGUUUGAACAACCCAUUCAAAAGACAGCACAGAUGGAUUAAUUAUUCAAUGCUUUCAGCUCGCACUCCUCAUUCACCGUGACACUAAUUACGGCGAUUUUUUUCUCCCUCUCUUCAAUGCAGGGUCCGCCCUGGGUCCUGACGCACACAACUCAAAGCAGUGUACCCUAAUUUUGUGUGUGUGUGUUUUGCACUUCUUCAAUGAAAAGGAGCGAGUGGAAGAAGAGUGCACAGCGCACACAUACGGACAGAGGGCUGGCGAAACACGGGCGCUGUUCCUACGGCACACCAUUCAAACAGUCCCGUCAGUCUCGUUACCAGUGGUGCCCAAUCGCACCAUUGCAACUCUGCACAUAUCCGCCACUUCAUAUGUUACACCCGGAGUCUUCAACACAUCAGAUGCCAGAUCUCCGGCUCCCAUCUCAGCUCUAGCCAAGCUUCGUCUUGUGCUCCGACCGAAGGAAGCUUCCCGUUGGGUCUGAAGCAUCGGUGGUACCGUCACGUAUUUUCCAAGGAAGGGAGAGCGUUUAACAACAGAAUAACCCCGAGCAGCCUGAAUUCGUCUGAGGUUAUCUGACCGCGUCCUGGCCACGCAACACUGAGCAGCUGCACCCUGUGGAAAUGUAUGACAGAUGGUGCCAGAAUCCAUGAAGGGUUUCAGUGAUGAUACCACCUUGGAUACCACAGCCCGAAUGCAGUUUCUCCUCCGUCUUCUCAGGAAGAGAGAAUGUCUGGCGAAAGUGCGGUGAGUCCAGUGCCUGCAGCAUCCACCCGUACAACGUCUUUCAAAGGGGCGAGCCCAAGCUCCAAGUACGUGAAGCUGAACGUCGGAGGUGCUCUCUAUUACACAACCAUGCAGACACUGACCAAGCAGGAUACCAUGCUGAAAGCCAUGUUCAGUGGCAGGAUGGAGGUGCUGACAGAUAGCGAAGGCUGGAUUUUAAUUGACCGCUGCGGCAAGCACUUUGGUGCUGUGCUGAACUACCUCCGGGAUGGAGCUGUGCCAUUGCCAGAAACUAACCGUGAAAUCGAGGAACUAUUGGCUGAGGCCAAAUACUACCUGGUACAGGGGCUAGUGGAGGAGUGUCAAGCUGCCCUUCAGCAGAAAGAAACUUAUGAACCUUUCUGUAAAGUUCCUGUCAUCACAUCUAACAAGGAGGAACAACGAUUGAUAGCGACAUCUAAUAAGCCCGCAGUGAAACUGUUGUAUAACAGAAGCAACAACAAAUACUCUUACACUAGCAAUUCUGAUGAUAACAUGCUGAAGAACAUAGAGUUAUUCGACAAGUUGUCUCUGCGCUUCAAUGGCAGAGUGCUUUUCAUUAAGGACGUCCUCGGCGAUGAAAUCUGCUGCUGGUCCUUCUAUGGACAAGGUCGAAAGAUUGCUGAGGUGUGCUGCACUUCCAUUGUGUACGCCACAGAAAAGAAACAGACCAAGGUUGAGUUCCCUGAAGCCCGAAUCUAUGAAGAGACUCUAAAUAUUUUGCUGUAUGAGACUCAGGAUGGGCGCGGGCCAGACAACGCUCUGCUCGAGGCGACGGGUGGAGCUGCCGGCCGCUCUCACCACAUCGAAGAGGAGGAGGAGCGGGAGAGGAUUGAACGAGUUCGGAGGAUUCACAUCAAGCGUCCAGAUGACCGGUCACACCUCCAUCAGUGAGGAGUAAAUCAUCCGGCUGAAAGGCUGCCCAGAUCCAAUCCUUCAUCCCUUCCUUCCUCGGAGAAAGAGAGAACAGAAAAACGCUGUCGCCGAAUGGAGCUCUUGCAAAGUUUAACAGUGGAAAAUGGGUGAAAGCACUUAGCCAGAGGAUGAUUUCAUGAGAUGCAGUACGUGAAGUCUGGAGAAUUGCAAAUCAAAAGUGGGAACUUGGCUGCACUGCUAAAUUCUAGCCUUAAAAUUUACCCUAUUCACUGAAUAAGCAAGGUACUGCGUGUUUAAAUGUACAGGAUGUUACUUUUAAAAAUAAUGUGUUUAUGUUAACAGAUAUGCUGCACUUUCUCCAUAUGUAGCUCUUUGAACCCUGCCAAACCCCCCCCCCCCGCAUGCUGCUGAGAAUAAGCUUAGAGACGGGGGGGGGGGGGAGGGGUUGAAAAUUGGGUGAAUACACACCUGAGAGACAGAAUGGUGUUCUCAUUGAACAUCAUGCUUCAUACCUGUUCUUUCUAUUUCAAAUACUGCCGUCCUGUUCUGUACUCCAGCAUUUUCUCAUGGUCAUUGCAAUCCUUUUACAUGACUAAUUGCUGUAACAUAUUGCUGAGCAAAAAAACCUUUUCUUUCAUAUCGGCCACGCUGUACUUGUAUUCCUCACUGAGUAAACGUAAUUAUUUAUUUA